ACCUUCGAAUUUUUCAUCCUGGAUCUAAACAAUGAUAUUAUUUCCCUUUACUUUGAUGAUGUCAUGGAUUUUCAGUCAGUGGAUCCAAAACUCAUUACCAUAUCAGAAUUUGAAGGUAGCAACAACUCAUACACUCUCAAGGGUCCCUAUGAUUACCCCAAGCCACAGUCAACCAUUGACCAGCAAGAUGACUUUGUCAUUUCGAUACCCCUUGCAUUUGAUGAUUAUAACGCCAUAAAGGCCAAUCUCAACCUUGCCACUGAUAUUUCUAAUACUUACAUCACUUUUCCUUCCACAAUAGCUUCUGAUAUCUACAGUAGAUCACGUAUUGCACAAGGGGCACCAUAUCCAAGUGAAAUCCAAGCAUUUCGUGUCAUUCCCGACACCACUGGAGCAAUACUUGUUAAUUUUACGCUGGAUUUGAACACACACGAACUUACCCUCAAUUUCAAUGAAGUUGUAAAUCCAGCCACCUAUACACCUGUUCACAUCACUAUACAGAAUGCUGAAAACUCUUCCAAUCUGACAUUGGUACCAGUAUUUGAAAGCCACACACUCAUCAAUGGUGUACCGACUGUCAAUGACACCAUGAUUUCAACCGUGAUUAUUCAGUUGGAUACAGAUGCAAGUGCCCUCAAGAUCCAGUCCAACCUCUCAAACACAAGAAACGAUACGUUCAUCACAAUCGAAGAGGGGGCAUUUCUUGACUCCAGUGACAACCCCAAUCAGGAAAUAGCUGACGGUGUGGCUCUUCAGGCCUGGCGUGUAGUUGAAGACAUCACUCCACCAUACUUGGAGUACUACGACCUCAAUAUGACAGCCAACACACUGACAAUGAAGUUUUUUGAGGCUGUUCGUCAGUUUGACCCAUCAGGCAUCACACUGUGGAGCAGUGAAUUCACUCACGAAGAAAGCCUACAACUCAGCACUAAUUCCGUGUUGGAGUUUGUCGAUUUCAGUGCAACAGUCAUUGUUCAUUUUACAGAAGAGGAUGAGAAUUACUUGAAGAGACCAGAGAGCAUAAUUGCUACAUCCGUUAACACCAGUUUCCUUACUCUGGACAGUUCAACCGCCGCUGUUGACUAUGUGGGGCUUGAAGUGGUGGAGAUUCAACCUGAAAGACUGCAAGUCCGAUUCUUUUAUGAAGAUCUCACAUGUAUGGGCCUAAUGGCAUCAGAGUACAUCAAUGAUACAACUCUGCCAGAACUACGCGAGUUUACCAUAGACAUGGACAGUGGGGUCUUUGUCUUGACGUUCUCUGAAACGGUCAAUAUCUCCACCUUCAAUCCAACCAACCUCACACUGAUUGACACAGCAGCCCCUGAACCACUCAUCCGCUACCGGAUUAGGAAUCCUGGGACAUUGUUUACAGAUGAUGACAGCCCCAUCAUUGAAUUCCGGCUUGACGAUGAGGACCUGAAUGCUAUUAAACUAGAUACUGGUCUCUACUCAGCCCUGGCCACAGCGUUCAUCAGCCUUACACCUGAUGCUGUCAUCGACAUGUCAGACAACCUUAUCUUUGCUGUAAACUUCAGCCAUGCAAUACGGGCAUCUGAGUACACAUUCGAUGAGACUCCACCCAUUCUUGAGAAUUUCGAACUGGAUUUGAACUCGAGUAGAAUUAUUCUCUCAUUUGACGAGGCCGUGAACCUACUCAACUUCAACCCGGCUGUCAUUACUCUUCAGAAUGCCUACGAGAAUGCCACUAGAAGCUACACACUGGAGGGUGUGAGAGCGUCUGAGACUGUGAGUGCCCUUGGCAGGGUUGUGACCUUCUCGCUGACACAGAAUGACCAAGAUAACCUUAAGGCCUACACGGACUUUUCCAGCAGCCCAAACAACACCUUCCUAACUGUCACAAGUGGACUAAUUACAGAUGUGAGUCGACUAAACAACAUGAACAAUGCAAUAAAUGAAUCUGAACCACUGACAGCACGAGAGAUUCACACAGACAGAAUACCUCCCCUGUUGACAAGGUUUCGUGAGUUUAACCUCGGCUCUCGUAGUUUCAUACACUUGUCUUUUCAACGAGCCAGUUAAUGUAUCAUCGGUAAUGUUUGAGAGUAUAAUCAUCCUUGCUACUCCAGGCAGUUCAAAUAACCACAGUCUCAUAAAUGGCACUGCAACUUAUGUCGAGGGUUCACUUAACAAAGACAUUGAAGUCGAGCUCUCUCUUGAAAGCAUUCUGGCGAUUAAACUCAACACAGACCUGGCCACAAUGACUGACAGGAGUGACACGUACCUUGCUCUGCUGGCUGGAGCCAUUCAGGACCAAUCUGGGAAUGAUAUUCUCACAUCUGAUACUCUGCAGACUGAGAUCUAUGUUGGAGACACAGAUGGGCCACAGGCAUUAGGGUUUGUCCUCAAUAUGGAUGAUGGUACCCUACUGUUGUCAUUUAAUGAUGUUGUCAAUGUGGAUACAUUUGAUGUGACGGGAAUUACUAUCCAGGCAGAUAUCGAUGGCAGAGCUGUGAAUGACUUUGUUCGGUUUGAUG
Messenger RNA from Geodia barretti, 2495 nucleotides. NCBI's taxonomy places the organism in Eukaryota, Metazoa, Porifera, Demospongiae, Tetractinellida, Geodiidae. The record is from the annotation of a GenBank genome assembly.